AUGAACACGACGGUGGGUCUCCCGACCGCCUCGGUCUCGUCGUGGCGGUGUCACGACCGCUCUCGGGUCCAACCGAUCCCCUCCACGUCGCCGCGAUGCGCGCCCCGCGCGGGGUGCCCCGAUCCGACGUUCCGGAACAGCAGACGUCGGGUUGAAUUCAACACGCAUCGGGGCGGACGCGACGUCUCUGCGGGGGCGAAACCGGGAAAGGGCGGCGUGGGUGGGCCCGAAGGACCGAGGAGACCCUCCCGCGUGGGCUCCCUGAGCAACGGCGACAGCAAGCGCAUGCCAAACAAGGAUUGGAUGGAGGAGCUCUCCAAGAUGUUCCCCGCCGAGAUGGCCGAGACGCGUAAGAAAGUUCGGAAGGAGGUGGAGCGGUCGAUCAAGGCGGCCAAGUUUCUGGUCGCAGCGCAGGUGUGCUUCGUGCUGGCGAUCGUCCUCGUGAAGCAGUGCAUCGACCAUUUCACCCCCGCGGGGUUCACGGCCGUCAGGGCGCUCGUCUCCCUCCCCUUCAUCCUCGCGCUCGCGAAAUCCGACGCCAAGAGUUGGAGGGAGUUUGUGGGAUCCUGGCGAGAGCUGUUCAGCAGCGGAUACCUCGUGUUCCUCGGGAUCCUCGUGUCCUUGGGUCAGAUGCUCCUAGUCCUAGGCCUGGAGCGCGUGAGCGUGGGUAACACGGUGGUCCUCGGGCAGCUCGUGCCGGUGUACAGCGCCACCAUCGCCGUGUUCCAAGGCGUGGAGAGCCCGAGCGUGGGGAAGUUCACCGCCAUCGCCGCCGGGGUGAUUGGCGCGGCGGUGAUGCUGGACCCGUCGCAGAUGUGGCUCUCGCUGGGGAACAUGCUCCUCCUGGGACGUGCCGCGGUCUUCGCCGCGUACCUCGCCCUCCAGGCCCCGGUGUUGCGAGCGUAUCUCCCGGUGACGGUUGCGGCGACGUGUCAAAUCGUAGGCGCCGUAAUCGCAAUCGCCGUGGGAAUACCACUCGCGCUGACGGGUAAGGGGGGCGCGGUCGGGGUGAUGGGCGGGAUGCGGGGCACGCCGGGCGUGGCGUGGAUCAUGGCGAUCGCGGUCGCCGCGCUCUCCGCAGCUGGGUACACCCUGACUGCCAGAGCUGAGCGCAGGACUACACCGGUUGUCACCGCGUGCUACAACACGCUCCAGCCAGUCAUCGCGCUGACGAUCAUGAUUGCGCUCGGCGAGUCCCCGGGUAUCAGGAACCUCCUGGGCAGCGCCCUGAUCAUGAUCGGUGGGUUCGCCGCGGUCGCGCUCAGCACCAACGACAAGAAGCGGUGGAAGCAGAGCUAUCCCCCGGGGGACGUCGGGGUGGACAGAAACUUCAAGCCCGAAGACGCGAAGCUCGCGACGGGGAAAACCGGCGGGUUUGGGGCCGACGGUGCAAACGUGGAUGACGACGGUUCGAGCGGGACGGUUCGAAUCAAGAGGACGCGCGGCGGCGAGCGAGGGUUCGAUCCGGACACCCCCACGGGUACGGUUCGCAUGACGAAGCUCCCCGGGUCCCUCGGGGCCGGGGCCAGGCGCCCGGUCAAGGUGGGCAGCGUGGUGUGGACGGUGGCGUGGGCGUCGGUGAUGUCUCUCUGCGCCCUAGCCGGGGGCGGGUAUCUGACGUGGUUCCUAGUCUACCUCCACUGGAAGUACUUCCUCGGUUGA
Molecule: messenger RNA, 1662 nt
Organism: Micromonas commoda
Lineage: Eukaryota; Viridiplantae; Chlorophyta; Mamiellophyceae; Mamiellales; Mamiellaceae
Product: Drug/Metabolite transporter superfamily
Exons: 1
Coding region: 1-1662 (553 amino acids)
Cellular component (GO): membrane
Source: RefSeq, a predicted model, not a curated record